This is a messenger RNA of Argiope bruennichi, 1279 nucleotides long. RefSeq names its product mitochondrial amidoxime reducing component 2-like. NCBI's taxonomy places the organism in Eukaryota, Metazoa, Arthropoda, Arachnida, Araneae, Araneidae. The record is from RefSeq and is a predicted model, not a curated record. The coding region runs from base 99 to 1109 and encodes 336 amino acids. Gene Ontology annotation, molecular function: molybdenum ion binding; catalytic activity; pyridoxal phosphate binding. The transcript is spliced from 8 exons.
UUCCAAAAUGUUAUCUGAAAACUUUAUAUCUUCUUUCAUCCCAUUACCAACUUAAUAUAAAAAUAUUCCUCUCAGCAAGCUGGAAGGCAAAGUAAAAGAUGUCUCAGAACUUGACAACGCUUUGGAUUGCUGCAGCAGUGGCAGUGAGUGUUAUGGGAGUUUUGUUGUGGAAGAAAAAAAAGCACUCGUUUGUCAAAGUUGGAACCAUAUCCAAGCUGUAUUUCUUCCCAGUUAAAAGUCUCAGAGGCAUUGAGAUAAAAGAAGGAAAAUGUACAAAGCAAGGAUUUGAAGUAAAUGGGCUCCUGGAUCGUUCAUUCAUGUUGGUAAACAGUGAAGGAAGCGUAAUCACUCUAGAAAAAUAUCCAAGUUUGGCGCUUCUAACGUUACAGAUUUAUGAUACAAUUCUUACUAUAUCAACACCCUCUGGUAAAAAACUUAAUGUGGAUAUUAAAGACUCUGUUUCUCCAGAUGAUAAAAUUAUUCGUUGUAGGGUGAGCAACGAUUUCACUCAAGCGGUCGAUUGUGGAGAUGAGGCAGCAUCUUUUUUCCAAGCAUAUCUCAACACACCAGAUGCUCGCUUGGUUCGCCAUUUUUCUGUUUUGUCCAAAAGGCAGUAUCAACCAAAAGGAAAAGGGAAAUCUUUUGAGCGGCAACUCAGAAAAGAAAAUCCAAAUCUGGCAUUUCAGAGUUUAGCAGCUUUUCAUGUGGUAUCAAAGCCUUCUGUUGAUGAUUUGAAUUCAAAACUUCAAGGUCACAAGGUGUCAGAGGUUAAUUUCAGACCGAACAUUUUAAUUGACGGUUGCAAUGCUUUUGAAGAAGAUUCCUGGAAGUAUAUUAAAUUCAACAGCGGUGUUCUGCUAUACAACUUCACUUUAUUUCAAAGAUGUUUAUCGACUACUGUUGAUCCGGAUACAGGAGAUAUGAACAUAAAAGAGCCAUUAAAGACAUUAAGAAAGUAUAGGAUACCCACAGAGCCAGAAAUUUUGGAAAAAACUGGGCCGCUUCCUUGCCUUGGAAUAGGAUGUGAAGUGCUGAGAACUGGGGAUAUUGCUGUUGGCGAUGAUGUACUUGCUGCUGUCGGUCCUCAACCAAAAAUGCGAGAAAAAUAAUGUGUUUUACAUGUUCUAACAGAAUUCCCAUGGGAAUAUUUUCAUAAUUUAAUUAAUCAAAAGAAAAUAUUAUGCUUUUAAUUACACAAUGUAUGAAUUUGUAACCAUAUUUUAAAUUUUAGAAAAUUGUUAAAAUAUCCUUGUAAUAAAUAAGUAAUAAGAUAAAGUGU